This is a messenger RNA of Cornus florida, 707 nucleotides long. RefSeq lists its product as uncharacterized. NCBI's taxonomy places the organism in Eukaryota, Viridiplantae, Streptophyta, Magnoliopsida, Cornales, Cornaceae. The record is from RefSeq and is a predicted model, not a curated record. The transcript is spliced from 3 exons. Gene Ontology annotation, cellular component: chloroplast envelope. Bases 119 to 517 code for a protein of 132 amino acids.
ACACUCAAGGGGCCUGUAGACUGUUAUCCCUGGGCAAGUUUAUCUAAUAUCUUCGUUUUUUCCAUCAUCUUCGUCAUCUGUUUUGGUGUGUGUGUGAGAGAGAGAGAGAGAGUUGAGGAUGAAGAAAGAAUUGCUAUCUUCGGCACCAUGGAGGGGCGAAGAGAAUGAUUUCGAAGGUGCGAAGCUGAGAGUGAAGAGCGAGCCCGGGACUACACCUACCAUGUAUGUCCCUGGCAAGAAGAAGACUUCUUCCAGUAAGGACGACGACAAGGAUUCCCUUGCUGAGAUAGACCCUGAGCUCCGCUACAGUUUCCAACGCAAUUUCCAGUUUCUUCAACGAGUGUUCAGCAUUGACACAAUUGUGAAACCUCUUCCUCCUGCUAUGGCAUAUAACGCCUCCCGCAACUUGAAUUUCUUCACCCGUAUCUUCACACAGUUCUUCGAUCCUGAUGGUAUCUCAAAUGCACAAAAAUCUCUUGGAUUGGGACAAGAAGAGAAAGUUCGUCGUGUACGCUGAACAACUAUGAUUUUACAUGUCAAACGUUUCUUUUAUUUGUAUUUAAAUUUAGUAGCGUGUUUCGAAACUUGAGCAGUAAUUGCUAUACAAUUGUCCGAUUUGCUAAGAAAUUUGUAGAUUCCCAUAUUUAUGGUGUCCGGUUUCCGCUACAUUUGCUAUGAAUGUCCUCAUUUCGUUUGUCUUUGAUGAA